Ostrinia furnacalis (Asian corn borer) is the source of this 1815-nucleotide messenger RNA. RefSeq names its product Diuretic hormone 44 receptor 2 (gene Dh44-R2). The coding region runs from base 175 to 1137 and encodes 320 amino acids. Lineage: Eukaryota; Metazoa; Arthropoda; Insecta; Lepidoptera; Crambidae. Gene Ontology annotation, biological process: adenylate cyclase-modulating G protein-coupled receptor signaling pathway; cell surface receptor signaling pathway. The record is from RefSeq and is a predicted model, not a curated record. Gene Ontology annotation, cellular component: plasma membrane. The transcript has 10 exons. Gene Ontology annotation, molecular function: peptide hormone binding; G protein-coupled peptide receptor activity; diuretic hormone receptor activity.
GCCAACUACGCCAACUACACGGAGCGAAUAGCCAACGUGUCCCCCACCGACGUCACCAGCCUCAUCUACCUGAGCGGCUACUCGCUGAGCCUGGCCGUGCUGUCGCUGGCAGUCUUCGUCUUUUUAUACUUUAAGGAUCUCAGAUGUCUAAGAAACACAAUACACACAAAUCUCAUGUCAACGUAUAUUUUAUCAGCGUGUAGUUGGAUAUUAAAUUUAGCUUUACAAAAUUGGUCGGAUGAAGCGCAGCAUGAACAAACGUCGUGUAUGAUACUCGUGAUAUGUAUGCACUAUUUUUAUCUCACUAAUUUCUUCUGGAUGUUAGUUGAAGGUCUAUACUUGUACAUGCUAGUCGUAGAAACUUUCACAGCAGAAAAUAUAAAAUUAAAAGUUUAUACUACCAUUGGUUGGGGUGCUCCAGCCGUAUUCAUCACGGUAUGGGUGAUAUCCAGGUGUUUGGUCAGCAUCGUGCCUUCGACGGACCCCGACGGGUUAGCAAUAAUGGGGGACACGAAGAUGUGCUUAUGGAUCCACGAGCACCAGGUGGACUGGAUCCACAAGGCGCCGGCGCUGGCGGGGCUGGCUCUCAACCUGUUCUUCCUCAUUAGGAUUAUGUGGGUAUUAAUAACAAAGCUGCGAUCAGCGAACACGCUGGAAACGGAGCAGUACCGCAAGGCCACAAAGGCGCUGCUAGUCCUCAUCCCACUGCUGGGCAUCACCAACCUGCUGGUGCUGUGCGGGCCCAGCGACGACUCCUGGUUUGCCCACGCCUUCGACUACACGAGGGCACUCAUGUUGUCUACACAGGGUUUCACAGUAGCGCUGUUCUACUGCUUCAUGAACACGGAGGUCCGGCAUGCGAUCCGGUACCAUGUAGAGCGGUGGAAGACUGGACGGACCAUCGGCCGGGGGCGGCGGAGGGGCGCCUCCUACUCCAAGGACUGGUCGCCGCGGUCCAGGACCGAAAGCAUUAGGUUGUACAGCCACCCGUCGAAGCGAGAGUCGGCGGCGUCGGAGACCACCACCACGACGCUGCUGGUGCCGAGGACCUCGCUGGCGCUGCACUAUGAUGGACGGCAUCUGCAUGCGGAUUACAUCACAAGCGGGAGUGCGAGCGGAGACCAGUCGCCGGUGUGAGGCGGGGGGCGGGGGAGGCUCUCUCGCCUGCGCACCCUUCCUGAGGAGGACGCGCCCCUCGAAGCGACCCCCGCCUCCCCCGCCUUCCCUGCCUCAAAUGACCCCAACAUCCCCGUGAUCACAGUCCCCAAAAAUCAAGCGAACACUAGUGAUGCGAAAUCUAACGGACCUUUUGCAAACCGGACUGACGUCGGUUCUAACUUGUUCGAUUAAUGCAUUUAAUAGAUCUUAAACUCAUUUAUAAACUGCAAUUUUCACUUUAUAUGUAAAUACAUAAUUACAUUGCUAUCGAUGGUUAAAAGUAAUUUUGAAUUGAUGUAUAAAAUUAAGAUUAAGUACUUAGUUCAUUGUUAUGCAACGACGUAUUGUGUAUUUUUUAUUCGUUAACAUAUUCUCUGUAAUAUUUUAGCUCAGUAAUUACCUAAUAUAAAAACUUAGCCAUAAGUUAAAUGUAUUUAAUAGAUCUAAAAGCUAAAAAAAGUGUGCCAUAAUGAUGGCCGUUCAGGCUAAAAAGUUCUAGGAUAAAAACUCUAUCUUGUCUAGCCCCUAGCCUACCAGUAACAUAAUUCAGCUAUGCGAAUUCUCAGUGGUGUGAAUUGGGUAACCUCCAUACCUCCAACCUUGGGUAUAUACCUCCAUAUAACACUAAGUAUCUAAAUGAUUCACCAAAAUAUUAAA